AUGGCCCGAAAGCUCAAUUUUCUCCGAGAGGGCUCUGUGACGUCCGUCAAUUCAGCCUUCCAAUUCCUUGCCGACAUUCGGGGAAAAACUAUUCAUCCCGACCAAAUCAUGGUAUCCUUCGACGUUGUGUCACUUUUCACGUCCAUCCCACCAGACUUGGCGCGCGACUUGCUACGCAAACGCCUCGAAGAAAAGUACGACGAAACGACAAGGCCGCUAAAGAUCCAGCACCUAAUGCAGCUCUUUGCAUUCUGCCAACGAACCUUUUUCAUCUUCGAUGGCAGAACAUACGAACAAAUCAAAGGAACACCCAUGGGUUCCCUAAUAGCCAGCCUAAUUGCGGAAUUGGUCCUACAAGAGCUGGAAGAGGUUGCUUUCAGCCAUUACAAACCUGCGUUUUGGCGCCGAUACGCGGACGAUACAUUCGUCAUUAUUGAAAAGGACAAGUUAUCGGGUUUUCAAGACUUACUUAACAGCAUAUUCCCCGAUAUUCAGUUUACAAGAGAAGACGAGGAGGACGCGAAACUACCCUUCCUGGACGUGCUCAUCACGCGGACACCUGACGGUGAACUCAGCACAGUGCACAAAAAGGCGACCAAUUCAACCCAGGUCCUCAACUAUCAUAGCAACCACACAUUGGUGUACAAACAGGGCUGUGUGAGGGCGCUUCUCGAUCGGGUAAAAACGCACUGUAGCGAGCCCGAAGGAAGGAUGCAAGAACUACGGCAUCUCCGAGACCAAUUAACAAAGAAUGGCUACCCAAAUAGUUUUAACAGUCGCUGCAUACGCACGCACCCACGCCGGACAAUCGGAAGGGAAACACCAACAAUUUGCACUCCCUACCGUACAUAAAGAAUGUGUCCGAGGCUACAGAAUGCACUGCGUCAGAGGUGGACGUGGGCAUCGCUCAUCAUCCGGCGGCCACCAUGCGUAGCAGGAUCAUGAAACUGAAGGAUCGGCUGGACGCAGGUGAACAGUCGGGCGUAGUCUAUCGAAUCCCGUGCUAAAACUGUCCUUGCCACUACACAGGCCAGACAGGACGACGUCUGAGCUCACGAAUACUUGAGCACAAACGGGCCGUUCGGAGAGGCGACCCACUAUCUCAAGUAGCCAGUCACACGCUGGAGGAAGGGCAUGAGUUCGACUUCGCCAACACGCGGAUAUUGGCGCGAGCCGGCAACAAGACAGGCCGAGAGCUGUUGGAGGCGUGGGUGUCGGACACCAACUCUACCAACAGACACAUCGAUUUGCCUGCGUGUUAUCACGCGCUCCGCCCACGCAGCCGGGCGGCGCAGCUCACACCGUCGCGAAGUACAAACGGCGUCACCACGCCGGGGGACCAUUGUGUGACUCGGAUCCCACACAGUAGGAGUACGAUAAAGGCCACAUUAUUAAGGAGCCGCUUCGGCCUGGUUCUCGGCCCACCAGUCCGCCACUCCACUCAAACAUACACACAACUGCGCAAACUGUGUGGACUGAGUUGGGGCGCCUGUCAGCUGCCUUCCAAGACACAUCGCUUGACGCACCGUGAUGACCUCAGACUCGAAUCCAGUAUGCAGCAAAGAAGCAGCAUGGAGACGGAGCCGAGACGCACACUUCCCACUUGCAUGUGAGGUGGCCAUUGGAUGCUUGUGGUGGAUGAUGAUGAUGCUGCUGCGUGAUGCAGGCGGAGGAAAAUGUCAUGAUGUGGUUUAGCCGGCGGUUGUCUGCCACAAGUUUUCGUGAAUGCGCAUGUGGCCUGAUAGACCCGGCGGAGGGGAAGGGUUUCGUCAGCUUAUUGUUUGGCAUCGCUGCUGGUGACCUAACCCGUUAGACAGAAAAGUCGAUUGCUGUUAUUAGAAAAUCCUCAAAGCAAGUUAGUACUUCGCAUGUGCAUGUGGCUUAGAAAAAUCUGCCUCAUGAAAUUAAUAAUUCACAUAUUCUGCACGAAAAAAAGGCCUUUUAUUGAAGCGGAAGGGAUCGCCAAGUAAGUAAAUGUGUAACGGUCCAAGUGCCCCAAUACUGACCAUCUCAGUUUCCAUGAUCAAAUUUCAUGAGCCAGGCCAUAGAUUGAAGCUUGCACACACACACACACAUACACCGAUUGAGGGUCUGCAGUCAGUGAACAAACUCAUGAAUUAUUAACCAAAAUUUUGAAAUGCAUCUUUGAUUAGAACAGUUUGCUUAAAUGGGAUUAUAUUAUUGACUUCUUGUGGAAUAAUCUCAAGAUAUUUCAGUCACGCCGUGUUGUCCGAUUAUGAAUGCAGCUCUUUUCGACUGUCUGCAGUAAAAACACUUCGUAAAUUUGAUAGGCUACAUGAUACCGAUUGUUUCCACCGACUUUCGAUGCCCUUAUAAAUUCAAAUAUAUUUUAUAGAAUACAUAAUCAGCAGUAUUCUUUUUGGCACUCCUCUAAUAGCAAACCACAUCUUCCUUGAAUUUUAACCUUGUGGAAAGAGCCUAUUCUGGAUUUAGAAUUGCCCCUAGUUAGAACGCUUUCUAAGCGUUUGAAAUGUCUAUUUCCGUAAAUUUUUUUAAACAGCACAAAAAAUAGCAUAUAUUCACUGAAAAACUGUAUGGGUCCUAUAUAAUAUAUUCUUAUCUGGAUAGAGAAGCGUAUUAUUUUCCUCAUAUGGACAGCAUACAACCUCUAGACUGUAAACCUUAAAGACAAAUGCAACGGCAGAUCGGACUCAAGAUUAUUCGGCUUUAUGAAGGCUUUUUAAAACCUGAUUAUACCCGUUUUCAUGGUAUACAAUCUUAUAAAGGCUUGCCACCAAAUGAGUAUGAAAAAAAUACUUUGAGUGCGUUCUCUACAGAAUUCGCUUGAAUGUAUAAAGCCAUCAGGAAUAUGUCGGAAAAAUCCAUACCGCCUAAGUGGCUAUUUUUACAGGAGGAUGUUUUUUCAGGUGGCCAAAAAAGUUAGUUCAAUACCCUAUAACUUGAUGUGAUUAUGUUUGAGAUUAUGCUGCACGAUAAUCAGCCCUACAAACCCACUCCAGUAAUAAUAUCUGAUCGACGAAGCGUUUCAUGAGAUUGGUAAACACCGUAAAUCCGGCACAAAUCUACUUUUCACGGCCUUUUCGGAUCAACUUCCAAACACGCAAAGUGACUAACUUUACCUUCUACUCUCCCUCUCUAUCUACAUCCCAAGAAGGUUAUUUUGGUUUUACGUUUGUAUCAGAAUCAGCAAAUGUAUGCAUCCUUCGUUUUAGUCUUGCGGCGCCUCCGCAAAUGACAAGCCAAUUUCCCUGAUCAACUGGCGGCUUACUUCGCGCUUUCGUGUACACCAUGGUGGGGACAGCUCGCGGUGUAUAUCUGGUAUUUCCUCUGCUGUCCAAUCGGUAGGAAUUAAAAUGAAGGCACUCUGGAAAUCCACGUCUUAUGCCAGUCGACUGAAAUCCCUACCAAAAUUUUUAACGAUUUCAUUCAUUGGGGUCUGGAAUUGCAAGUAUAUUUUACGGGAGUCCCGUCUACGUCUCGCAGGUUCGAACGGUCUGAUUAUACCCGAAGUGUAAAAUUUCUCUUCAUCUCAUGUCUUCAUUGUCAAGACUGCUGUGCGGUAGUGAAAUUGGCAGUGUGUGCGUUUGUCAUCGGGGGGCGUAGCGUGGGAAAAUUAAUUUCUGAUUAGAUGAAUAGAAUGUGCACCAGGUGGACUUCCCCUGCAACGGCGGCGAUGGUGGUGGUGGUGGUGGUGGUGGUGGUGGUGGUGGUGGUGGUGGUGGUGGUGGUGGGAGACUACCGACAAAAGCGAGGGAGAGUAGGGUGGCCGUUUCUGACUUACUGGUCAUCAUCAGUCGGCCAGGUAUAUUCAAGCCAGCGUUUGCAAGUCCUGAGGCUCGAACCCGCCUUCUGUUGGUUAGAAGUCGAGCAGUCGAACCAUUGAGCCACAGACUAUUGGCCUUCCCGGUUGCGAUCGGGCAACUAAAUACGGUAGGAGGACGCUGAGCGAUUGCGUUGCAGAGCGUACUCGUUGCGUUGUGGCCUAGGGCUCGAUUUAGAGCUCCGCAGUCAACCGUACAGCAGCUAUGUUUAUACAGUAGGUGUGCUAAAUCAUGAAAUGUUAACCGAAAUUCUGAAAUCCGUUUUCAUUUCGAAAAGAUUAAUUUAGUGAGAUUGUAAAAUUUAUCAUCGAGCAGCAUAAUUCUAUAAUAAUUCAGUUACCUCAGAAUGUCGGCUUCCGAAAGAACUUCCUUCCAGUCGCAUGCAAAAACACAUUUUGUAAAAACUGCCACUUAAUUAGUAUGCAUUUUUCUCAUUGAUUUUAGAUGCCCUUAAAAAUGCAAUGAUAUUUUGUAGAAAACAUGCACGAAAAUAUCCAUUAUUUUACAUAUUUGGCAGAAAAUUACGUCUUCUUUCAAGUUUAUAGUGGAAGGAAAGGUAAAAUUCGCCUUCCAAAAACCUUUCCAAUUCCCGAAUAAUUUUAAACACGAUCUGCCGUAACACUUGCAUCCAAGGUUCCCAAACUACAAGCCAGUUAUCUUCCGCGUACGGAAAACCAUACAUUUCUCUAUGGUAUUAAGAGGAGACCAUAUGUGGUUCAUAAAAUUUAGCAGCGGAUAUGAGCCAUUUUGAAACCUUACAAGCCACAUAAGCAGACGUAAAUACACGAUGUUUUAUGGACGGAAAUAUCACGCUAUUAAAAAAUUUCACAGUUAGAAACUUUUUUUAAAACCGAAUUAUACCCUUCCUUCAAGUAUAAAAUUGAAAGAAUACGUAAUUUUCUACCCAAUCAGUAAAAAAAUAUCUUUGUGCAUGUUUCGUAUGAAAUAAAGUUGCAUUUUUAAGGGCAUCGAAAAUGAGAGCGAAAAAAUGCAUGUUAACAAAGUAGUCGUUUUUUACGGAGUAUGAUUUUUGUAUGCGACCGGAAAUUAUUUCAUUCGAAAGCCGGCAUCCUGAGGUAACGGAAUUAUUGUGGAAUUAUGCUGCCGGAUGAUUAAUUUUGCAACCUUAUUUCAGUAAUCUUUUCGAAACAAAAACGCAUUUCAGAAUUUAUAUUGACAUUUCAUAAGUUGGCAUACCCACCAUAUGUAGGUUGAGACUACUGACAAAGAUAAGAGAGGCUGAAUGGUCAUCUCCAGCACAUCAGUCCUCACCAACUAUGCUUCAUCUAAUCUCUCGAAGCCUGAGGGCGGCCCUUCGACUCACAACUGAUAGAGUUUGUCUAGUCGGCCUGUGAUUCAGCCCACAUUCAGAAUGGCGCCUUCGAGUUCAGCAUUGCCUGAGCAGUUCGAUUUUCGGUAAAAUACUUAUCGUCUUUUCUUCCGCUCCACUGGUCGGCAGGAAAAUGAGGCCAGUCCGCAUACGCAAGUCGAAAACUAGUAGGCUCGAACUCUUACCGAAGUCACGAAAUUUUAGCAACGAAAAUAGCUGAAUAUUUGGAGCCUGUGAUUUAGGGUAAAUUUGCCGAGAGUCCCAUUUAAUCCUUAAAAACACAAAUAGCCCGGUUACCUUUAAAUUGUAAAGGCCCCAUAGGAGUGUACUUCUACGAUGCAAACAGGGCCACGCGACAGCGUGUACAUUUAUCAUCGCGAGCGUAGUAUAGGUAAAUUAGUUUCGGUUCAGACUCACGCUCUGAGCACCAGAUGGAGCCCUCUCUGCGUAGGUGGCGGAGGAGGCGGCUGAGUCAGCCUACCAUAUGACACCUCUGCUCUCCAUCUACCCCUUUAAAUUGACCUUAGAACAAACUUGAUCACGACAAGUGGUUCUGGCAACUUCUCGAAGAAAAUUAUUUAUCUGCGAAGAUAAUUGAUUCGACACCAAGUAAGAGGUUGAUUAAUAACUGACAGAGUACACUGGCUGUCAACUAUUUAAAAAUUGUGGUUUCUAUCUUAUUUUGUUGUGUAAAUAAACAAUGGCCAUGCACUGCCUUUGGGCUUUUGUCUAACUUACCUCAUUCUACAGUACUCCGGUCAAGCCUCUUUGCAGUGAUUAGAUUGGUUCAUCGUGUCAGUAAUCUUCCAAGAGGAAACUUAGUCGAGCUUAAGCCAGUCUUACAAGUCUCGCCGCAGGCCCUAACGGCAUUUCAUGAGCAUAUUAAAUUCGACUAUGAUGAAUGAAUACGGAGAAUUUUCAACACCUCCAAAUUAUGCUCUUCUUGACUUGAGCGAGGGAGUACCAGUGUAAAUCGCCCUAAUCUGGGGGGACUUCUUACCGUAAGCAAAUCCGUUUCAAGCCUGUUAUCUUCCAUAGUUGUAGAACGUCUGCACCGUGUUUUACGACCGCGCAGGAAGUGGUCUUAUCAGUCAUCUUAAGAGCGAUUUUGUUGACGACUGGCGCUUAAACAGUCAUUUAUUGUUCUCAUAAUUUUAACUGAUGUUGUUUUUUUUCGGGACCUUACACGUUUUCUAGGCAACGGCAUGAAACCCCUGUUAGAUGCGAUUUCGCUAGCAGUCACUACGCGCACAUCAACGAAGAACAUGCGUAAAUGAAUCGCUUCGAUAGGCGGGGUGUACCGGUAAAUAGAGGCACAAAUCACAUUGACUCACAUACAGACGGGCCUUUUUCAACUUCUGGGCAAUGACUGUUGGAUACCUUUUCAUGCUAAAAGACCGUCAUUCGAGAACUCUGGUACGAAGUGCAUGACGAUAGUUUUCUGCAGAACGGUAACUCUGGGCGCGUUCCUGCUUAGGUACCAGAAUUGCUUGUAAGCCGUAAUGUAACCGUGGAAAUAGUAAGUAUGCAAAGUCCUUGUUUCAUUUCCCCCCACACUUUGCAAGUUUUGCAAGCGGGGGACUCUGACCGUGUAGAUCUUUGUUAGUAGACUAUCACUGACGGGUGUUGUAAGAAAGGCGGGCUGUCGAAUUCCUGAUGGCAAAGGCCACUCCGGCUUCUGAUUGCUCUGCUCUUGGAAGUUUGCUCCAGAACAACAUAGAUUCGUCCCCUAACCCCCUCGCCCUCGGUAGUCAAGUUCAGAGAAACGGGUCUCACUGAGAGCUGCAAUAUCCACCUUGUAGCGCGUUAUUCCGCGCAACAAGGACCUUUAUAGACGGUCUGUCAUCGGAUUGUCUAAAGAGAGGCGAAAAUUCCAGCACAGGAAUGGGAACAGGAGGGGUUGUUUAUUGUGAUUUUUCAAACGACGGCGUGUUCGGCUAGCAUUUUUUAGGGUAUCUUGUCCAUUUCCCCACUCCCCGCCAUGGAGUAAGCAGUGCUUUCGCCAAAUAUGAUUGUUUGGUCACCACAGGCGGCCGACGAGUUCCACUGCGGGUUAGGACUUUUGUUUUUAGUGCGAAGACAAUCCUAGGUUAGACUGGGCCGCCUACGAAAUUGCAUGCUGUCCUCCACACAGGACUGUUUUGUUCGGGGCGGUGAUGGACGCUUGGGGACUACUGGGUAUGAAAACCGAGGCACAUGUGCAUUAGGCCGUCGGUGUGCCCCUCUGUGCUCGGCACGGUUUCGUGGAACCAUAGAUAAAGGUUUGUUGUCGAGACGGGACGAAACAGAAGUGGCCACCUGGACCAUCAAUACAUUCGGCGGGAACUGUCAGUGUACUUUUUACAGGUACUUCUCACCAUCAUAGUCGUGUCAGCACUACCAGACCCAGCUGGCGUCGCUUAUGCUACGCCUUCGUGUAUGGAAAUUGUCUGCAGUAUAUGUGAGACAAGGUAUACCGGUCAGUUUAGGCUUACGCAACGUUCAUCCGACUUUGAAACGUGGGUUCCUCUCCAUGACACCCACGGUUCCUCGUUUUUUCUUUCAAAUGCCAGGAUAUAAGUACAGGGUCCUCUCUGUCAGAACUUCUGGGUAUAGCUAUACGACAACGGUAAAUAAGCCAGGAAUAACUUUUCCAAACUCCUCUUCUCUUGUCUGCAACACUUAGUAACAGUGUCCAUCUUUUCAUACUACUAGUAAACGAACAAAUUGUACGACCAGCGGAGUACGUUUGCCUGUGCCUGCAAGAGUACUUUCGACGAGGAAAUAUUGUCAAGGGAUUGCUUUACAGACGUCGAAUCCAAGGUUAUUUUUAGACAACUCUCAAACGAUAAACUCUGGGAUUCAUGCGUUCAACAAACCCACAGGCUACAAUUUUGUCAAGAGAAGGACGCUAAAUGCACAACAUUUCCUACGAGUGGUAAAAGCUCCGCCAAAAAAUAUUGUGAAAAGGACAUCAUAUCGACAAAUUACCCCAUAUUAUUCUUACAUAGUCAGUGCUAGGUGGUGUACUUCCUAGAGUUGCGACAACCUUUUAAGUCAACCAGACGAUGAGUUCCGCUUUCUGCUAAAUUCCGCCAAAUAUAUUCAGGCCUGUGUCUUUUCGGCUACUUGUGGGUAGCGUCCCCCUAUUGACCUGACGACAGUUCGAACAUCACAAGCGACAAGCCAAAGCACUGUAUUUAUUAGUGAUGAGCGGAGAUAUAUCUAAUUGGCCAAGUUAAAGUCCCCUGGUCUGCGAGGAGUCUGAAUCGGUCUUCUAAAACCCCGAAUAAGCUCUCAUUUUGUUUACACAUAGCUCAUCUCACAUUUGAUACAAGUAAGUGUUCUAUCGGUCUGGUGAAACUUCAGCGAGUCCCUUUCAGCCUUGGGGUUCUGACACAAGUUCUUUGGUAAAAUCCCCACAGAAUCACACUAGUAAUUUGAUACUCUUCCCUUUUUGUUGGCUGAGAAGCGUUGACACAUCACACAGAACCUCGAACGAGAAAAUAGCUCUUGACUGUAGUCACGGUCAAAAAUCAAUUCAACACACCCAACUCUUUCCGAGUGUUCUCAAAACUCGAAUGAGCCUUCUGUAGCUUAUCACAACAACUGGGAUUCAACCGUGUCGAGUAGAGAAAGAGAGAGGGCGAGCCAAAGUCAGGAGCGCGAAUGCCCUGUCAUUCCAACUAUCAGCUUUUAACAAAUCAUCUGACAUGCGAAACAUUUUGGCCGUGUUGACUGACCAUGGCCAGCAGUCGCACAAUGCUAGGUGGGUCGUGGCUACCGCAGAGAGCGGCUGGGCUACUAUUUGCACCGGCAAACAACCAAUCCAGCCCGAACCCUGCGUGGGCGUUGGCAAUGAGCACGAUUUGGACGAUUGGGCCCAGUGCCGGCGUGAGCCUUCUGCACCAGCCAUUAACUGGUAG
This is a messenger RNA of Spirometra erinaceieuropaei, 9038 nucleotides long. The record is from the annotation of a GenBank genome assembly. NCBI's taxonomy places the organism in Eukaryota, Metazoa, Platyhelminthes, Cestoda, Diphyllobothriidea, Diphyllobothriidae.